UUUGCUUCGUUAUCCGCAGUCGUCUGUAAUUGUUGUUAUUUCGCUCGUGCCUGCUGCCUUGGGCGAGUUUUUGUAUAUUUGUGUUAUUUCUUGUUCUGAAAAAUAUGUUUUGUCAGAAGAAAAGCAAUUUUAGUGACCGAACGGCCUUAAAACCUGGUUGCGCCGUUCGUGAAUGCGCGCGGUGGAGAACCGCGACAAUUUAGUGUGCGCUCACACUUCUUGUGAAAGGAAAGGGCCUGUUCCCCUAGUAUGGGAAGACAUGUGGGCCGCUGCAAUAUUGCGGAUCAUAAGGAAGAGGAUAGUGCUAGGCAUCAUAUUCCUGUUUUCUCUCACCUAUUGCAUAGUCAGCUUCAUGAAGGAGGGAAACUCUACGACAUCAUAUGAAAUUGACACUCUCCCAGUGCGACCAUUGGAUAGAACAUUUCUUUGGCAUUCACCCAAAGAUGAUUUAAAUGCCACUGAAAUGAAGGUGUUGACAUGUCGAAAUUCUGUGCAAGGCAAAGUUCUUAUUGUCGAUGAUAGAGGCUAUGUUUGCUCAAGAGGCAAUGUAUUACCUAGUGGAUGUUGUAACAUUGAGGCUGAAAAUACAAAACGAUAUUCCUGUGAAACUUGUAAAGAAAGUGGUUGUUGCAGCAUAUAUGAGUACUGCAUAUCUUGUUGCCUCCAUCCGGAUAAGAAACAAGUUCUUCAAAAUGUGUUAGGUAAAGCAUCUGAGACAUUAAAUGUUCUUUUUGCCUCAGUAACAGAUCACUUUGAACUGUGCUUGGCUAAGUGCCGAACAAGCUCUCAAAGUGUUCAGCAUGAAAAUACAUACCGUGAUCCCAAAGCUAAGCAUUGUUAUGGGGAAAUUCCUACAUCAGGCUCCUAGUAAAUGGAAAUUUUUAAUCAUGUGGUAUACAAACCAAUGGGUAGUAAUGCUGCUAUUUGUUUCUACUUUGAGAUGUUAGUGCCAAUGGUUUGUGAUGGAAAUGGUGAAACAUGCGAUAUAUAUUCAAUUAUGACUAAUUUUCAAACCAAAGCUUUGUCAAUAAUACCUGUCAUUAGAAAUACAUCAUGAAUUUUGAGGGAUUCUAUGAACCUGUUAGAUAGGAAAUAAUUAUUGGCAUGAGAAAUCUGUGGUAAUAUCAGACUAAAACAUAUGAAAUCAUGUGUAUGUUUGUUGAUAAAGUCAUUAGGGACAUUAUUAUUAGUCUUACCUAAAACUUUUCAGAACCAAUGUUUUGUAGUUUCAUUUUAUAAAUUGUUGAUUUUAGUUAUAUUUUAUUAUUGAAUGACUCUGGUAGUGUAAUGGAAUAAUGUUUAAUUUAGUUUUUGAAGUCAUGAGAUUUGGUGCAAAUUUUGGUCUCAUUAUAAAGAAAUUUUGCCUUGUGCAUGAUUUUUUUGAAAUGAAAGCACAUGUUAUGAAAAGAAUACUAAACCAAACAAUGUGAUAUCAAUGUUAAGAAAAUUGUUUAAAUUAUAUUUUUUAGACAUACGUAAUACAUAGUUUUUGUGUCUAUGUAAGUACACCAUGAGAUUCAAUUUAAUUAACCCCUUUCAAAAUAUUUAAAGCCUAACCACAGUUUUUCAAAGAAAUUAGUUUCAUCCGGAAUGAAGGAUCCAGAGGAGCCUCCUCUGGAUCAGAAUGUCUUUUGUGAAGUGCCUACUAUUUCUUAUGAAGACAUCAGAACUAUUGAGUACCGGGAAUUGACAGUUCAGCUCCUAAUUAAAUGUUAAUUGCAGUAUUACAAUCUAAAUGUAGUUCAAAAUCUCCACUUUUAUAUUUCAAUUUUGAGUGUUUUGGGGGAAAUUCUGGUGUACUUCUUCCAGAAUAAUGAGUAAUUGUUCAAAUGACAAUGACACUCAACUGUUCCUUUUAUUCUUGAAGGCCGUACAAAUAUAUUGCAAACACUCAACAAGAUAAUGCAAAAAUAUUAUUUGAUGUAUAUCUACAUGGUAAGAAGUGUUCUGUCCUUUGGCAGUUGGAAAAAUAAACGACUUACAUGUAAUUAUUUA
This is a messenger RNA of Frankliniella occidentalis (western flower thrips), 1995 nucleotides long. Its product is annotated as SREBP regulating gene protein. Gene Ontology annotation, biological process: positive regulation of SREBP signaling pathway. Bases 173 to 868 code for a protein of 231 amino acids. The record is from RefSeq and is a predicted model, not a curated record. The transcript has 4 exons. Lineage: Eukaryota; Metazoa; Arthropoda; Insecta; Thysanoptera; Thripidae.